UGCCGGAAAGGACGAGCUGUGUCUGGUCGCUGUUCUCCCACUAGCCCCUAUUGUUGAUUUCUGACCGUCGAUCUUCGUAAUCGAGGGUUAAAAAUUGAAUAAUCCAGGGUAGUGGGAUCUGACCCUUACUUAGCCGCAAGUCAUUCCGUCCUGAUUGGUGGUGAUAAUUGGGUUAACAGCUCGGCGCGCAGCUUCCUUCCUAUGGUUAUUGGUCUAGAAGGUGUCGCUUCUCGUUCUCGUUUCUUGCUGGGAUUGGGAGGAAACACGUGGCGUUUAGGAGGAGGAGGAGGAGGAGGACGAAGAGCAGGAGGAGGAGGCCGAAGAGGAGGGGGAACAGGACGAAUUGGAGGGAGAGAGAGGUAGGGCUUUGCUACCCUCGCUAGGGGAGAGGGAGGUAGGAAAAGGCGAGCCUCGUCUGUCGUAACGGGCAAACACGAGUUUCAACAACAAUUAAGGAGAGACGGUCAAUAUGAGAGCGGCAACGAUAAAUCGUCUGUAACUAAGGAAGAGAACGAGGGGCACAAGAAGUUCAUGAUUUGUUGCCACUGAGUGUCUUUUUCUAUUUCAUUAUCGGCUCAGAGGUUCGAAUUCCUAUCAGUGAUUGCCUUUUUUUUUUCCGAUCUCCCGCCGGGGGGAGUUCAUUGUAACGUGGUGGUAGGGAUUAGGAGGAGGAGUAGGAGCACAACUUAGCUGUACCUCAGGUUGGAAGAGAAAGAGGGGUGAACAGUGAGUGAAGAGUAAAAGAGAGAAGCAAAAGAGCAGAAACGGAGGCAUUGCGAAAUCUGUUCCCGCGGAGGAACAGUUGGGAGUUUUGGGUGCCUGUUGUUGUCAGAAGAAGGAAAGCAGCAAGAGAGCACGAUGAGGACCGACCUGAGUUGCCUUGAUCCGCCGACUUUAUGUCGUAGUCGUCUUCCGGGGUUGGGUGCCGAAGAGGAUGUGAUGGGUCUGCUUGAGAAGACCGUCCCCGGCCGGCUGGAGCUGCCCCAGGUUGCUGAUCUGGACGCCUUUGAGAAGUCUGCUGUGCAAAUGGUGAAGCCGAGUAAGGGUACAACGACUCUCGCUUUCAUCUACAAGGAUGGAGUGGUUGUCGCGGUGGACUCCCGCGCCAGCAUGGGACCGUACAUCUCCUCUCAGACGGUCAAAAAAGUCAUUGAGAUCAACCCCUACCUUCUUGGAACGAUGGCUGGAGGUGCUGCCGACUGCCAGUUCUGGCAGCGAAACCUUGGCCUCCGUUGCCGCCUUCACGAGCUGGGCAACAAGAAGCGCAUCUCCGUCGCUGGCGCUUCCAAACUCCUCGCCAACAUUCUCUUCUCUUAUCGCGGAAUGGGACUUUCCAUGGGUACCAUGAUUGCAGGCUGGGACGAUACUGGGCCCAACGUUUACUACAUUGACAGCGAUGGCGCUCGGCUUAAAGGCCAAAGGUUCUCUGUUGGAUCGGGUUCCACCUACGCGUACGGUGUGCUGGACGCCGGCUACAAGUGGGAUCUGAAAAAGGAGGCGGCGUGCGAGCUCGGCCGAAGAGCCAUUUACCAUGCCACCUUUAGAGAUGCUGCGAGCGGAGGAACGGUCAGCGUCUACCACAUUGGGCCAGAUGGGUGGGAGAAGAUCUCAGGGGAUGAUGUCAACGACUUGCACUAUGCCUACUACCCUGUGCAGAGCACCCAGCAGACGCCGCCUGAACAGUCGAUGACAGACGUUGCAUCGACAUCCUCGUCCUAGUGACAUGAGUUUAGAGAUGCUGCGAGCGGAGGAACGAUCAGUGUCGGUACAACGUUGGGCCAGAUGGGUGGGAGAAGAUCUCAGGCGAUGACGUCAAGGACUUGCAUUAUGCCAAUACCCUGUGCAGGCCACUCAGCAGACCCCACCUGAACAGUCGAUGACAGACGUAUUGCAUCCACAUCCUCGUCCUAGUGAUGACAUGGGUCAGCACAGUGGCGCAACUAGGAGAGGAUUGAUCAGUACCAGUAGCAGCAGCAGCCCAGCAGAGGGCAGACAGCAGCACAGCAGACAGCAGCAGCAUAAGUAGCAGUAGGAAUAGCUGGACCAGGUGCAGCGAACCAGCAAGCUGAUGCGUACAUAUCCUCUUCUGAGUAGUAGGAGGUGACCCGGCUUGUCUUAUCCAACAGAGAGGGUUGUAGAUUGGCUUCUUUUUUUUCUAUUCAGUGGUGGUCUCCUUCGGUUCACGCCGUUUCCAUUUGUGCUCGUGGGGCACCUGUGCCUGCAAGUGAAGUGUCUUUCAACUGUUAACUGUGGCUGAUCACCCAGUGCUGGAAGUUGGGAGAGGGAGGUGGUUUCGUUUGUUUUUCUAUGGUCUGGUUCUGCUUGUGUUUGUGAGU
Messenger RNA from Chara braunii, 2336 nucleotides. The record is from the annotation of a GenBank genome assembly. Lineage: Eukaryota; Viridiplantae; Streptophyta; Charophyceae; Charales; Characeae.